Messenger RNA from Pleuronectes platessa (European plaice), 2029 nucleotides. It is a transcript of the gene otop1, whose product is annotated as otopetrin 1. Gene Ontology annotation, cellular component: membrane. The transcript has 6 exons. NCBI's taxonomy places the organism in Eukaryota, Metazoa, Chordata, Actinopteri, Pleuronectiformes, Pleuronectidae. The record is from RefSeq and is a predicted model, not a curated record. Gene Ontology annotation, molecular function: proton channel activity. Gene Ontology annotation, biological process: inner ear morphogenesis; proton transmembrane transport. Bases 1 to 1776 code for a protein of 591 amino acids.
AUGGUGGAACACAGCGGCCUGGAUAUUAUGUGCCUGAACAAGUACUGCCACAGUUCCUCCUCGUCCUCCAGCUCCGAGCAGGACAAGAAGAUCUUCGCCAAAUUAAAGCUCAGCUUGUCGGGGGACUACCCGAGGAAGAACGCGGAGAUCCUCAGCGGUCAGUACGGGACCAAUCUGCUGCUGAUCGGGGCCGCGCUGAUGCUGGCCAUCGCGCACCAUGACCCCUUCGUCAAGGAAGAGCACUUUCUGUCCUUCGUCACCUGCCUCAUGAGCCUGCAGCUGAUGUGGAUGAUGUGGUACAUCCUGGUGCGGGACAGACAGAAGAACACGCGGACCGAGAAAGACGUGCACGCCACCACAUGCUGGAUAAGAGGUGGUUUGACUGUUCUUGCACUCCUCUCACUUAUUAUGGACGCUUUCAGAAUCGGGUAUUAUGUUGGCUACCAGUCUUGUGUGUCGGCUGUGCUCGGGGUAUAUCCGGUCAUCCAUGCAACUCACACCAUAAUGCAGGUUCAUUUUCUAUGGUUUCACAUCAAGGACGUCAUCAAGAGCUUUGAAACAUUUGAAAGGUUCGGUGUAAUCCAUGCAGUCUUUACAAAUCUCCUCCUGUGGUGCAACGGUGUGAUGUCAGAGGCCGAGCACUUCUUGAACAACCAUAUGAGAAGACUUUCUGACCUGGGCUAUGGGAACCUCACCAUAGUUCACUCGGAUCCUCUCUGUAACUGCACCACCAGCACUUGCUCCAUGUUCACCAGCAGCCUCUACUAUCUCUACCCCUUCAACAUCGAGUACCACAUCUUUGUCUCUGCCAUGCUCUUCGUCAUGUGGAAAAACAUCGGACGGACCAUUGACCAUUCUUCGAACAGGAAAAGGUUGGCCACCAAAACCCGAGGCCUGUCCGUGGGCCCUCUCCUGGGUCUGCUAGCCCUGGCCAGCACUAUCGGGAUCCUGGUGGUCUACAUCACCCAUGUGGAGUCCCUUCAGACACGUCAGUCGGCCAUUUCCAUGUUCUACAUUUACGGCAUUGUCAUGCUGCUGUUCAUGUGCUUUGCCGGGGCUUUAGGUCUUCUCAUAUACCGAGCGGACCAUAUACCACAGGACACUUCCAAGAACCCGUCGAGGCAGCUGGACACAGAGCUGCUGUUUGGAUCCUCUAUCGGCUCCUGGCUCAUGUCCUGGUGCAGCAUUGUGGCUGUGAUGAGUACCAAUAGCAACCCUCCUUACCUGUGGACAAACUUCCUCUACUCUCUGCUGAUUGUGCUGGAGAAGUACAUGCAAAACCUCUUCAUCAUAGAGUCUCUUUACCGCCAGCAAGGGGACAGAGAGAGGGAGGACCCAGAGUUACCGUCUGCUCCCGAAAUCUUCUCCGUCACCUCCUCUUUAGCUCCGCCGUACAACGGCAUCAUCAACCGAGCUUAUGAGACGCCAGAGAAAGCCUGCGUUACCAUGGAGAACGAGCAGGAGGAGAGCGGGCAGGUGUACAGAUGUCCAAGGAAACCCUCAGAGGUGCCUCUGCCUAUCGGGAGCAAAGUCGUAGAGCCUCCAAAUAUAAAGAGGCAAAUCCUGAAGAACCUUUCUGUCUUCCUGAUAAUGUGCAACAUCUCUCUAUGGAUCCUUCCCGCCUUUGGCUGCCGGCCACAGUACGACAACGGGCUGGAACAGGAGACUUUCGGCUUCAGCAUAUGGACGACAGUUCUCAAUUUUGCCAUCCCCUUGAACCUUUUCUACCGUAUGCACUCAGUUGCCUCCCUCUUCGAGGUGUUCCGCCGGGUCUGACGUAUUUGGCAGAUGACUGACAAUGCCAGGUAACAUGCACAGGAACACUUGUCACCACCAGCUCCCCGAGGGUGUCUCACAGCGCAGGUCAACCGUUCAGGAGGCAGUCAGGGUCACACUCCAACAGACUUGAAACCAAGCCACGCAGGCAAACAAAAACGUACAUCCCUCGGUGUGGAGAUGACAGAAGAGGACGAACCUGUUCACCUUUGUUCCUUGAAGAAAUGCCUUGUAAAACACAGGGUCUAUUAAA